This is a messenger RNA of Loa loa (African eye worm), 219 nucleotides long. RefSeq lists its product as hypothetical. The coding region runs from base 1 to 219 and encodes 72 amino acids. Lineage: Eukaryota; Metazoa; Nematoda; Chromadorea; Rhabditida; Onchocercidae. The transcript has a single exon. The record is from RefSeq and is a predicted model, not a curated record.
AUGGAAUAUAUUCGACGUAAACGAAUUAGUCAUAUUUUUGCUAUGCCUGUUUCAAUUGUAUUACCAAAUAUGGGUCAAAGUUCAUUUCGUAAUAUGCCAACACAAUCAACGCAAUCAGCACCAACAAUAUCAUUGUUAAAAUAUGAAUAUUUUAAAUCACGUCAAAAAUUAUCCAAAGAUUAUCGAAAUUCACAAAUUUUAAAUCCAUUAACACUUUAA